Aplysia californica (California sea hare) is the source of this 6374-nucleotide messenger RNA. Its product is annotated as alpha-2-macroglobulin. The record is from RefSeq and is a predicted model, not a curated record. Gene Ontology annotation, molecular function: endopeptidase inhibitor activity. NCBI's taxonomy places the organism in Eukaryota, Metazoa, Mollusca, Gastropoda, Aplysiida, Aplysiidae. Gene Ontology annotation, cellular component: extracellular region.
UAUAUAAGCCGAGGAGAGAGGGCCAAGUGGCCAGAGGCGGAAAUUCUCGAAUACCACUUGUGAUUCCUUUCUAGUGGUUUAGUUGGAGCGGGUCUCGCUAAGGAUCAACAUGUCGACACUUUCAGCUGCUGGGCUGUUGGUGAUAGCAAUAUGCUCAAUACAAUCAAGUUCUGCUAAAGAUGGGUUCAUCUUCACCGUGCCACAACUGCUCCGCACUGGCACAAACUCGGAGUUCUGCCUCACAAUACACUCAGAUGAACCCCAACAGAGAGCGGUGAAUACCAGCCUCAUCUCCUCAGACGAUGGAUCUACGAAAGUCAGGGUGGAAGUUAUGUAUUCACCUGGCGUCCAAAAGUGUACCAGCUUCAGGGUGCCAGAACAAGGAGAGUACGAACUGCUGCUCUCCAACGAGACUGACAUUCUUCACGACUCCGUGGAGGUGAGCGUCCUGGAAGACAAACCCAUCACCCUGGUGCAGACUGACAAACCCAUGUACAAGCCAGGCCAGAAAGUGAAAUUCCGUAUAAUGACACUCUUAAAAGAUCUGACUCCAAGAAUCGGCAAGAUCAACUCCAUCUUCAUCACCGACCCCAACCAGAUUCGAGUAAAACAAUUUGUGAAUGUUGACACGAAAGGGUUGGCAAGUCUGGAGUUCCAGCUGUCAUCAGAGGCCAAACUUGGAAUUUGGAAGAUCGACGUCACCAUGAUGGAUAAAGGAGAGAACAACGCAGUCCCUGUUCCUACCACGUUCGAAGUGAAGGAAUACGUACUUCCCCGAUUUGAAGUGGAAGUGAACCCUCCCCCAUUCUUGUUGGCCAACACGGAGAUCAUUGAAGGCAGUGUCUGUGCCAAAUACACAUAUGGAAAGAUGGUCCAAGGUUUUCUGGAUCUAAAGAUUUGCUGGGGUUACUCGUAUGGACCUAACAUCGGGCACUGCACACACAAACGAGUUGAGCUCUCCGGCUGCUACAAUUUCACAGCCAACAUGACCGAGUUUGUACAAGACAGCACGUUCAUGUACUACGGCACGACGCUGCAGCUGUAUGCCUCUGUGACUGAGAGAGGCACAGGUGUGGUGGUGGGCAAGAACCACAGUGGACCGGGCCUGACUAGAGAGCCACUCAAGAUCGAGAUUGAUGACUACACAAAUGGCUUCUUCAAGCCUAGGCUCCCUUAUGUUGGCAAAGUCACCGUGAAGCGCCCGGAUGGUAGCCCCGCUGCGGGAGAGCUAAUUCGUAUCUCGGCCAAAGACUACAGCAACAGUCUCCUGUAUUCUGGGAACUUCACCUCAGAUUCGGCUGGCGUCAUCGCCUACUCUCUAUGUGGCAGUUUCACUGAGAACACCACCACCAUAUCUGUUACUGCCGAGGCAAUCCUGUACAGCUACUCGGAACCCUGGCAACCUGGCAGUCUCAACACCCCUCGGGGCUACAGGGAGGUCCGACAGUGGUUCUCGCCCUCCCUCAGUUACAUCCAGAUCCCUCGCUCUGACCUCAGUCUCAAGUGUGGAGACCGCUUCACUCACGGCAUCCCGUUCACUACCAGAGCUGGUCGCGAUGUCAAGUUUACUUACCAGGUGAUGUCUAGAGGCCAAAUCGUGAAGACAGGUCACGUAAACUACGACACGGUGACUGGCUUCCUAGGACACGAAAUGGGCACACCCUCUGAGAACAUGUGCUUGGAAUGGGAAGAACAGCCUACUGUCCCUCCCCCACCAACAAUGCCGUACGAGAUUCCUCCCAAUGUGGACGCCGCUGUCGAUGAAACCUCCAUGGGAGAAGGAGGGGAGGCAGAAGAAGAGGAGGAGAUUGACAUCGAUGAGGUCAUUGCGCCUCCAACGCCACCAGAAAUCGAGCUGAUUCCGCCCACGGAGUUCCAAGAGCCAAUCGUGCGGCCAGAGCUGCUGUCGGAUACAGUGUCUACAGUCCUCCUGGAUAUGGCCAUAACCACAGAAAUGGCGCCUCGCUUUACAUUGCUUGUAUACCACAUCAUGGAUGACGGGGAGGUGGUUGCUGACAGCAUGGAGUUCCAAGUGGAGCCCUGCUUCGCCAACGAUGUAAAAAUGGCGUUCAACAGAAGCACCGCCUUGCCUGGGGAGAAAGUCGGAGUUCAACUCAAGGCAGAGCCUGGAUCUGUGUGUGGUGUUGGCGUGGUUGACAAAAGCGUUAACAUUCUGGGUGGCAAUCAUCAAGUCACCACUGAAACUGUCUUCAAACGAAUCGAAGAACUGGCCACACCAGUGUAUAGAGGUUUUCCCAUGGCUUUCACCAGAGACAAUGACUAUUGCGAGAAAAGGAUCAACAGCUUAAUAGAUGAAGACUCCUCCGAGACUGUGGAAAGGUACUGGCACUACAGCUCUCCUUACGUUGAUGCCCUACAAGCGUUCCAGUCUGGUGGAUUUAUUGUGAUCACGAACUUGAAUCUUGAAACAAGACCUUGUGGAAGAGAACAUCAAAUCUAUUACUAUGCCUGGUCUGGCCGGUCAGGGAUGACUCCUGAAGGUGGAGCUAUACCAGCCGCUGUGCCUUUGAACGAGAUAUCACCUAACGGCGCAAAGAGCCCGAAGGCUCCCCGCACCAAUUUCCCAGAAACAUGGCUCUGGGACCUUGUACUGGUGGGAGAGAAUGGAGCGUCCAGCACAACCCACACAGCCCCGGACACCAUCACAAGCUGGGUGGGCAAUGCCAUGUGUGUGGAGAAGACAAAAGGCUUCGGCGUCUCUCCUUUAACCUCCAUCACCACCUUCCAGCCCUUCUUCCUCUCCCUAAAGCUGCCCUACGCUGCUGUCCGCGGAGAGCGACUGCCCAUCAUCCUUACAGUAUACAACUACUUGGACAAAUGCUUGCAUAUUCAGCUCACUCUGGACGCUGGGGAGGGAUUUGACGUCCACAACAUCCGAAGACAGAGAAAACCCGUGUGUUUGUGCGGAGGGAAGUCACACUCCAUCACUUUCUUCGCUACGCCGAAAGACAUCGGCUCCCUGCCUUUAAUGGCUAAGGCUGAAGUUAUUCCAGGUCUGUGCAGCAAUGCCAUUGACAUGGACACUGGCUACGAAGGGUACACGGACGCAGUCAAGAGAGUCAUGCUUGUUAAGGCUGAAGGCGUUACUCAGGAAUACACUAGUACUCACUACAUGUGUGCUAAAGCGGACAAGCCAGAAAUGCAAGAAGUGAUUCUCCCUCUGCCGGAGGAUAUGGUCAAAGAUUCCGCCCGAGGAGAAGUUCGAGUGAUUGGCGAUAUUAUGGGCCCUGCUUUGACCAACCUUGACAGCCUGGUGCGCAUGCCCACUGGCUGUGGUGAGCAGAACAUGGUUGGUUUCGUGCCAAACAUCCUUGUGCUGAAGUACUUGAAGAAGAGCGGUAGACUUACUGAGGAGAUCCACGACAAGGCAAUCGAACACAUGGAAGUUGGCUACCAAAGAGAGCUCAACUACAGACACGGGGAUGGCUCCUUCAGUGCCUUCGGUGUAAAAGACGAGCGAGGCAGUGUGUGGCUCACUGCCUUUGUUGUCAAGUCAUUUGCGCAGGCGCAAGAAUAUAUUUACAUUGACGACGCAGACUUGGCUCUGAGCAUCAACUUCCUUCGCCGGAGUCAGCUUGAGACUGGAUGUUUCCGAGAAACUGGUGCUGUCUUCAGCUCUUACAUGAUGGGUGGUCUUGGCAAGGGCAAGAAAAAGGAAUCUUUUGCCUCGCUUACCGCCUAUGUACUGGUGGCUUUGUUGAAAGCCAAUGUUAAAGCAGAUGAUCGUAUCAUUGUGGAUGGUAUGAAAUGCAUGAACAGAGAAUUCAAAACUCAGAAAGGAAGGAUGGAUCCCUACACGCUGUCUUUGGUUGCUUACGCUAACAUUCUACACAUGCCUUACGGUCGUAUGUCCAGGGAGGUCGUGAAAAUAUUGGACGCCAAGGCGAAGCAAGACGGCUCCUUCCGAUACUGGGCCAGAGACAGCCAGAAGCCAAAGUCCGUCAACACCUGGUACUACUACGCCGCUCCGUCAGCGGAGGUAGAGAUGACGUCAUACGCUCUUCUGGCAUAUCUCAACUUCUACGGCAACAACGCCGUGGCACAGACUCAUGAUAUUGCUAUGUGGAUCUCACAGCAGAGAAAUCCACAUGGAGGUUUCUCCUCGACGCAGGACACUGUUAUUGGCCUGAACGCUUUAUCUGAGUUCGCUGAGCUGGCAUAUGACGCCACUCCCAAAGAUGUGCGCGUGCUUGUUGACGGCACCGACUUAGGAAGCACCAUGAGCGUGUCUGAGAGACUGAACAACACGCUACUCCUGCAGACUGAGCCCAUCGCUACACUCCCCAACAAGCUCCAGAUCAAGGUCAAGGGUGUAGGCUGUGCUUUGGUGCAGGCCAAUGUCCGCUAUAACAAGCUGCCUUUCACCCUUGGUGGCGAAACCAAACCUAGCUUCCACUUAAAGGUCAUCACCCGGCUCUAUUCCCGUGACAUCGACCGCUGUGAUCGACGGACCAUAGUGAUUUCUGUUGGUGCCCGAGGAUCACAGAAAUUCAACACCGGCAUGACUAUUGUUACUGUGAAAAUGGUGACUGGUUGGACUCCAGUCAAAGAUUCUUUUAUCUAUCUCCAGGAAAUGUUCCCAGCUCUUGGCAUGAAGAGAUACGAGAACAACGAAGAGGAAGGCACGCUGUCCUUUUACUUCGAAGAGCUCAGCAGAAGGCCCAAACAGUUUUCCUUUGAUGUGGAGCAGGAUCAAGCUUUGAAAGUCAGUAGUCCAAAGCCAGCUGACGUCAGGGUAUAUCAGUACUAUGAAACAGAUGUGUCGGUGACCAGGCCGUACCGACUGAAGACCAUCUGCGGCACAAAGGAAAUGAUUCCGAGAAGAAGAAACCCCGCACCUAUCCCAGGACAAGCGUUCCCUGUCCAGCGUCGAAUUGAUCUGAAUAGAGGAAAUCUUGGCGCAACGGCCAGAGAGUCAAACUGCCCCUUGUGUCCACUGAUCAAGAUUGUUCCCAAGGAUCUGAAGAGCUUAGUCUGCAACUCAUCUGCAAGCAAAAGAGUGGUUAUCUUCGUCCAGGAGAAAAUUACCAGAAAGGUUCUUAAAAUGGACGACUCCACAUCCAUUUUCUUGGCGAGCAAGAAACUGGAGAAAGAAAUUAGAAAACAGAGGAAAUCGUGCCCCCCUCAAGAAUAGAAAUAACACAGAACUGCUAAACUGUAUCAUAUAUCGAAGGAGAGUAUCCUUGGUUAUUUUCUGUUUGAGGGAGAAAGUGUAUCCCUGAAGGAAAGAAAGAUGGCACGCAAUAAAGUUCAAGAAACACAUUUCCCCUGCUUUUUUCAGCAUUCCACAUGAUUAUUUUUUAUUACAAGAAUAACAACGAACUAGAGAUUCCGGAAUAGAAAAGUGGCUGACAUUUAUUUUCAAACAAUUGAUGACCUGUUCUUUAACGUUCUAUUAAAAUUAAACUUGUGUGUAAUGAAAUAACUACACUCGAUUAUUCUCCCAGUAAUAUCUCCACCGUUCGAUUACAACGUGCCCUAUUACGUUUAAUACAACUCUGUAUUAAGCGUCGAAAUUGUCAUGUUAGUUUUUGUUGCCUAAGUUUUUUUCUUGUUCAGUUUUCAGAGACUAAAAUAAUUGAUGAAGAAAAACAAUGUUUCAAAAAUCUGUUUGAAUUGGAAUAAAGAAUGUACAGAACUGUUGGCUGUACUUUUGUUCUUUUGUGAUUAAGAAUCGCACAAUAUAAAACAGUUGCAUCAAGUUAUCAAUUUGACAAACGUUUUGUUCUUGUAUUUUGAAAGAAAAAUAGCAAAAUACUUGAAUUGUUUUAUACCCAACAGGAAAUUUCUUUGCAAGUAAAAUAAUUGUGUAGUAACUGUUGGUGUCAGUGUCCUUUCGGCACAAGUAAUGUUACGUGUCCCUUUUACAUAUAUUCCUUUUACUUUUUUAAAUACCUUAAACACAUUUGGGCCCUUCCCAGAAACAAGACAUUUAUACUAAAGUUGCAUUCACAUGAUAAACACGACAAACAGCAGACCAUCGUCUAUGAACUUUUCGCCUAAGGAAAGUUAAUGACCACAUUUUUUUCAUCAGUGUCUGGAAAUAAUUUAAUAUCUCAGAAAGUCUUUUACCGUACAUUACAGUUUACUGAAGAUUUCUGCCCUAUCUUCUCAUAUUUGUUUUAUUAAUUCUCAUUACCGGAUUAAUUUCUAUUUUAGUUCUAUGAAAAGGUAAGUAAAUUGGCUUUUGUUAAAAUAUUGUGACUACUUUGUGAAAAUACGAAGAAAUUCCAUUUUCAGCGUCAUAAUAAACUUCUUGGUUUAGAACUUUACCUAUUUGCUCUUACAACAUGUUCAAGUAAUGUCUGUAACUCUCACAAUAAAGAUUCUUUCUCUCGUAUAUGAAAACUGUA